Messenger RNA from Salmo salar (Atlantic salmon), 2055 nucleotides. Its product is annotated as casein kinase II subunit beta. The record is from RefSeq and is a predicted model, not a curated record. Gene Ontology annotation, cellular component: protein kinase CK2 complex; cytoplasm. Gene Ontology annotation, molecular function: protein kinase regulator activity. Lineage: Eukaryota; Metazoa; Chordata; Actinopteri; Salmoniformes; Salmonidae.
CAAUUUGCCUACAACGAAAACGAAUACCUCUGCAGUGGUUAACUGGGAGGUGGUGUCCUUUUAAUUUACAACACUAAAUAUUACGAUUAUUAUAUUUUACUGGCGUGAAAAUCACUUAACAGGGGUUACAGUAACGUUAACCACACACAUUUGGACGGUCGGUAGCGCGAACAAACUAGUAGUCUCCCGAGAUGAGCAGUUCAGAGGAAGUGUCAUGGAUCUCCUGGUUUUGUGGACUGAGGGGAAACGAGUUUUUCUGUGAGGUGGAUGAGGACUACAUCCAGGACAAGUUCAACCUGACUGGGCUCAAUGAGCAGGUUCCCCACUACCGCCAGGCUCUGGACAUGAUCCUGGACCUAGAACCAGAUGAGGAGCUGGAGGACAACCCUAACCAGAGUGACCUCAUAGAGCAGGCAGCAGAGAUGCUGUAUGGGCUGAUCCAUGCACGAUACAUCCUCACCAACAGGGGCAUCGCUCAGAUGUUGGAGAAGUAUCAGCAAGGGGACUUUGGCUACUGUCCCCGAGUCUAUUGUGAGAACCAGCCCAUGCUUCCCAUUGGUCUGUCGGACAUUCCAGGCGAGGCUAUGGUGAAGCUGUACUGCCCUAAGUGUAUGGACGUGUACACUCCCAAGUCCUCCCGGCACCACCACACGGACGGGGCCUACUUCGGCACUGGAUUCCCCCACAUGCUCUUUAUGGUGCACCCCGAGUACAGGCCCAAGAGGCCCGCCAACCAGUUUGUGCCUAGGCUCUAUGGAUUCAAGAUCCACCCCAUGGCUUACCAGCUCCAGCUGCAAGCAGCCUCCAGCUUCAAGAGCCCUGUCAAAGCCAUCCGCUAAAGCCCAGAGAGGGAGUGGGAGAAAGAGAAAGGGAUGAUUGAGGAGACGGGUCAUCUGCACAAAGCUCCAUACAGAUGCCUCCUCUCUGUCCUGUAGACUUUGUUAUUUAGUUUAGAUUAGGAUGAUUGAGAACAAUGUGUAAAGACAAAAACGCCCAGCUUUCUUUCCCAAACCCUUACACACACAUUUAGGAUUCCAUGCAUCUACGUUACCAAACUCAUCAGUGCCGAAACAUAAAAGGGGUAGGGGAAGAAAGUCCAUGGAUGUUAUUGGAUUUGACACUGCUGUUUCUUUCAGUGAUAUUACCAUAUGUUGCCCCUAUGAACUCGUUCCACGUUGAGUUGUUUUCGGUCCUGUCUUUGGCACAGUUUGGUAAAGGGUCAUGGUAGACCAUCACCACUGGUUGAAUAACAAUUCCUCUGCUACCCCCAUACCCAUGUACACUGUGGCUGGCACUCAGAGACCGCUUGGUUGAUGAUAAGGACAAAGUCUGUCACUAAGGGUGUUGCCAUUUCACCUCUUCUGUAAACCAUUGUUUUACCAAGGCACUCGUGCAGGCUUGUAUCACUCUUUUAUUGUGUGAUACUCAGAGGCCAGUGUGUCAAGGCGGUCAUUCACAAUACAAGUGUUCUGUCAAAUUUGCCUUAAACUUUGAGAAACUGCACAGGUGCUGUGGUUUACAGGAAGUGCACCUCUAGGACAUAGUAUAGCUGUGAAUCUUUACACGCUAGAUGUAGGAUAGACACGAAUAAACCUGAAAUGAAUGAAAUGUUCUAGAAUGACCAGGAAAAUACAUAACAACCCACCUGCUGUCUCUGUGUGUCACCCAAAACAACAGUCCUGUUUGUGAGGCACAGUGAGAAUGUCAGCUCUGUCACAUGUUGCUGGGUUAGUAUCACUGCAAAAGUACACAUCUCUCUCCACAACUGCACUGAUUUAACUGGUGUCCCUCCACACAUUAUAGUAGUAUUAUUUAUGUAAAAUCUAGCGACAGAAAAUCAGUUUUUAUUUUGUGAUGCAGUUGGGGUUUCAGCGCCCUACUACAGGUGUACAUUUGAUUCCUUGUUGCAAAAAGUAGAACUCUUGAUAUGUUUUGAUCCAGAACAGUAAGGAUGAUUUGUCAAGAUUAUAAUUAAUGUAGGUCUGUUUUUUUUUGCAACUGUGGAAGUGACCAGGAUUCAGAAUUCUCAAUAAACGUUGUUUUCUUUUCAUACAA